Messenger RNA from Prunus dulcis (almond), 1863 nucleotides. RefSeq lists its product as uncharacterized. The record is from RefSeq and is a predicted model, not a curated record. NCBI's taxonomy places the organism in Eukaryota, Viridiplantae, Streptophyta, Magnoliopsida, Rosales, Rosaceae. The transcript has 9 exons. The coding region runs from base 186 to 1613 and encodes 475 amino acids.
AAGAUUGACUUUUCAACAGCGGGCAACGACUACAAUUUUGCCCAGUUCCGAAGCCGAGAGAGAGAGUUAUAUCCCACUGUGUCUAAUUAAUUGUUUAAUUGCUUAAUCGAUCGAUCACAGACUGAAAGAGGAGAAGAAGAAGCAGCAGCAGCAGCAGAAGUUGCCAAUCCGAUAGAAAGAGAAAAAUGGGAGCUUGUGUUUCGAGGCCGAAGGCCUGCACUUUUGGGUUUCCAAAGAAGAAGAAGAACGGCCGCCAAAGAAGAAUUAUUCGCAGGCGCGUUUCGUCUUCCGAUCGCUCGCACCCUAAGUCUGUUCUUACACUCCAAGGAAGUAUGGAUGCGGCGUGGUUUGAUGCAAACUCGGCGAUUGAGUCCGAGCGAGAUGACGAGUUUUAUAGUGUUCAUGAUGAUGUGGUGUCUCUAAAUGGGUCAGAAAGUGCAUCCACUUUGAGCAUUUCAUCGCCGAAAGGUCACAAUUUUUCUCGCCAGAGAACAAGGGAACCGCAACCACCAUUGCAUUCGACCUCUGCUGUGUCUGCAGAUGAAGUUGUGGAUGAGAGUGUUGGAGUGGACAAAAUGCAAGCGUUGGAGCAUUGUGGGAUUCUUCAAAAUGCUUGCUUGCCUUGUCUGGCUAGCCCCUCAGGUGACAAGAGAAUAAACCCAGCCACACCAAGUUUGAGGAGGAAAGUUCUUUCCUUUAAAUGGAGGGAAGGGCAUUCUGCUGCAGCUACAGCAGCUGAUCCUACACCCACAUUAUUAUCACCAAAGGCAUUUGUGAAAAGACCAAUUGCAGGUUCUACAAUUCCAUACUGCCCCAUUGAGAAGAGUAUGCCAGAUUGUUGGUCACCUCUUGAGCCAAACACAUUUAAAGUCAGGGGAAAAAAUUAUCUUAGGGAUAAAAAGAAAGAGCCUGCUCCAAAUUGCGCUGCAUUUUAUCCUUUUGCCGCUGAUAUUUUCUUAUCUCAGAGGAAGAUUGAUCAUAUUGCUCGUUUCGUGGAUCUUCCUGCUGUGAAUUCAGCUGAAGAUGUCCCUUCUAUUCUUGUUGUAAAUGUUCAGAUACCACUUUAUCCAGCCAAUUUUUUUCAAGGCGAAAGUGAUGGAGAAGGAAUGAAUUUAGUUAUGUACUAUAAGAUUUCUGAAAGUUUUUCAAAAGAGCUUCCGCCUCAUUUUCGAGAAAGUAUCAGUAGAUUAAUCAAUGAUGAAGUGGAGAGAGUGAGAGGAUUCCCUGUUGAUACAAUUGCACCCUUCAGGGAAAGAUUGAAAAUCUUAGGCCGAGUGGCAAAUUUGGAGGAUCUUCAUUUAAGUACAGCUGAGAAGAAGCUAAUGAAUGCUUACAAUGAAAAACCUGUUCUUUCACGUCCUCAACAUGAAUUUUACUUGGGAGAAAACUACUUCGAGAUUGAUUUGGAUAUGCACAGAUUCAGCUACAUCUCUAGAAAAGGCAUUGAAGCAUUUCACGAAAGAAUGAAGCUAUGCAUAUUGGAUUUUGGUCUCACAAUUCAGGGGAACAAGGCAGAAGACUUGCCAGAGCAUUUAUUAUGCUGUGUACGGUGGAAUAAAGUCGACUACAAUAAUAAAUCAUCAUCUGGGGUUUUGAGUCAAAAGUCUCUGUAAUCCCAACAAGAGCUUAAAUACUGAAGGAUCUUAAAACAAUGAAGAACAGAUAAACAAGUUAACUUCAACUAUGAAGAACUCAUAAACAAGUUAACUUCAACCAAACCACGGGUUUCUUGGACGCUAAAAUUCGUCUUCUGAAGUCUCAAAUUGUGACGUUUGAGCAUCUUUGAGUUAUUUGUAUAUAUCCUCUUAAAUGUAAAGUUUUGGCAGGAAGAGUAAAAUAAAGAGAAUAAAUUUUUUAUUUGUA